Molecule: messenger RNA, 6837 nt
Organism: Dictyostelium discoideum AX4
Lineage: Eukaryota; Evosea; Eumycetozoa; Dictyosteliales; Dictyosteliaceae
Exons: 2
Coding region: 1-6837 (2278 amino acids)
Biological process (GO): cell morphogenesis
Source: RefSeq, a predicted model, not a curated record
AUGGAUAUAACAUCAGAAACGAGUAAUAUAUCUAGAGCAAGUGUUAGAAGUAAUACAUUAUUUUCAGGGGAUUUAAAUCAACAAGCUAUAAGUCAAAAUGUUCAAAGGGAAAUCUAUAAACAAUUAGAGUUAUUAUUGUUGAAAAAGAAAGCGGGUGAAUCCAAAGUUACAAUUCGUCAAGGUUUAUUAGUAACUAUUCCCCAAGUUGAAAAGGUAUCACAGCUUUCACCAAGUAAUGUAUCACAUUCUUUAGAGGUUUUAUCAAAUGUUUUGGUUCAAAUCUCCAAACAAUCACUUCAUUCAGUUUGUGAGGUUUUAAUUAAAAUGUGUGAUCCUUAUUUGGAUGAUUUAAAUCAUUCAAUCAAUUCAUCCACAAAAAAUAGUAGUAAAGAUUUACCAUCAUUCAAAGAUGAAUCAAUUGAAUCUGAUAUUGAAAUUAAUUCAACUCCAACUCUAAAUAUAUCAUCCAUACUAUCGUCAAAUUCAAUAACUUCACCUUUAAAUUCACCUAGUACUUCAUUAAUGACUCAAACUUGUACAGAAAUUCAUUCACCAACAUCUGAAUUAACCAUAACAGGAAAAUCAGAUUUAAAUUCAUCAACAUCAUCAUUAUCUUCAUUAACAAGUGCUUCUGCUUUAGUAUCACCAAACAUAACCACCACCACCACCACCACUGUAACAACACCACCAACACCUUCCCCAAUUUUACAACAACAACAACAACAACAACAACAACAACAACAACAGGAUGAAGAUAUUUUCAAUUCAAUUAAUAAUAAUAAUAAUGAAAUAUAUCAAUUCACAAAUAAUUUAAAUUUAAAUUUCUCAAGAAAUACAAAGAAUGAUUUUAAACAAAUAUCAGAGGAUACACCAUUAUAUCAUUUAUUAAAUACAAUAUAUAUGGUAUUGGAAUCACAUAGACCAAUUAAUAGUUACAAUGGUAAAGAGUUUGAAAUUUCAGAGGUUGAACAAUUAUCAAGCUUACCACCAAAAGUUAUAAGUUUUUUAUUUAAUUUAUUGAACUAUCAAUUUACACCAGCAAUUAGAUAUAAGGCUGCUAGUUGUUUAAAGGUCAUUUCAAAUACUUCUUUGGAAACUAUCACUCAAUUCUAUAUUAAUAAAUUACAACAAGGCCCACAAGGUGGUUCUGGUGGUAGUGGUAGCGGAGGUAGUAAACAAUCUACUGAUGAUUUCUAUAGAGAAUAUUCAACAUUUCAAAAGAGUACCAAAUAUUUAGAGUUUGGAUUUCAUAGAAAUAGUCAAAUCGAAUCAACUUGUCAAUAUUUUGCAAAGUUAUUAUUGGAAUUGGAAAAGGUAUCACGUGCAGUUUUCAUUCAAUCCAUUUGUUAUACCCUAUGUCAUAGUUAUCCAAGAAUGUUUAAUCAAUAUACAAACUAUCAAAAUGUACCAGAAUCAUUUUGGAAUAUAACACAAAAGAUCUAUGAAAUAAUAUUGAAAUGGUCAAAAAAGAGUAGUAAAUUAAAGCCAAUCUCUAUUAGAACCCUAUUUGCAAUGGUUGGUUCUAGAUCAGAGUUUUUCAUUGGUAGAGGUGGCGAUUUGUUAAGUCUAUGGUCAUCAACCUAUAAAGAGACCUCAAAUAAACAACAUAGAAAGAGUUAUUUAGAAUCAUUGAUUCAAUAUUUUACCAAUGUUAAGCAAUUGUUUGGUACUGAAUCAAAGGCAAGCUUUUAUCAAUCACAUAUCGAUAUCAUUUUACCUGUAAUUUUACCAAAGAAAUCCACACCAUCACCCAUUGAAGCCUCUUUGAUAUUGGAGAUUCUAAUUGCAAUGGGUAGAUUUAGUCUUUCGAUUGUUGUCUCAAAAUAUUUACUCUCAAUGUUAAGUAUGGCACCUGGUUCAACCACUAAAACCAAUACCGAUUAUUCUUUAGAAUCAAAAGCUAUCGUCUUUAAGAUGAUCUAUCGUUUACAUUGUGAAUUCCCCGAGCAAAUUCGUUACUAUGAUCGUACACUUUGGUCAACUUUGGAUGUUUUAUUUGGUGCUUACGAUGGUGAAUCAACUCCAAUCAAAUAUUUACUCCUAUUGUUCCCCUCCCAUUGUUCUCACGAGAACCUCAAAGAGAUUGCCGAUAAAAUCACCAAAUGGACUUGGCAUUCAGAAUUGGAUAUUGCUACCAUGUCAACUAUUGGUAUCACAAAGUAUUUAGCUAAUCAACCACACACUACAUUUCCUUCGAUCCUCUUACAAAUGCUCACCUAUAUCACAAAUUAUUUCGGUGAGCUAAGUGGACUUUGCAAGGUUGUAAAGAAUAUGUGUAUGAUAAUGCAAGAGUUUAUCGGUUUUCAUUAUUUACCAAAUAAAGAGAGAAAAAUGUCUGCAUCAACUGGUAUCGAUCAAACCACUUGGAAAAAUCUAAGAGAUACUUGUGAAGGUGUUUCCCUAUAUCUACUCUCAUCUUGUAUUACACCACUUUGGUCAGAGGUAUUUGAAUUCAUUCAAUUGACUGGUCAUGAAAUUUUUAGAGAGAUUGAUGCCUCUUUGAAAUGUUCUUAUUUGGCCGAUUAUCUACCAUUAUCCUCUGCUAGUGGAAACAAUCCUCUUGUAUUAUUACCUCAACAACAAUUAACAACCAUCUCUCAAUUGAUUCCAACCUUAAAUCAAGAUCUAUCCAAUUUCUUAAUAACUCACAAAGGUGAUCUUUCAAAUUGUAUUAGUUGGGCUUGGGCAAGACUUAGAAAAAGAUGGCAUCCAAAAUCACAACCAAUCGGUUGGAAAAAUAAUUUAGCUUUCCUUUUAUUUUCUCUACGUUUAAAUGUUGAACAACCAGAGUUAACCUCAAUUGAGGAUCAAUUGCUAACAGAGGUUUUAACUUGUUAUUUCCAAGAGAGAGAAGGUCGUACCAAUGAGGAACUUUGCCAAUUAAUUGCUGAUAUCUCACUCUAUCUUCAUCCUUCAUGUUAUGAUACCGUAUUUAGAUUCAUUGAACAAGAACGUGGUAGAGAUUUAAAGAGAAAAAAGAAAGAAGUAUUCUAUACUCAAGAUCAUGUUAUCACUUAUGCAAGUCAAUUGGUUGAAAAACUUUCACUCACUGAAUAUGAUAAUAUACCUUCCAUUCGUACCGCCCUAAGAGAAAUGACUUAUUUUUGGAUUACAAAUAAUCAAAUAUUUAAAGAUAUUUCUUUACCAGUUAGAAAACAAACUGGUAAAUUAUUUAAAAAAUUUUUAUUAUUAGAUAGCAAAUCAAAAUUACCAAAGAGUGAAAUUUCAUUAAAUAAAGCAAGUUAUACAAAAUUAAUAUUUCAAUGUUUACAAGUUUUAACAGAUAAUUGUUUAAGAGAUUCAACAUUAUGUGAAUUAGAGAUAAAUGUUCAUCAAUGUUUAAAUACUUUAAUAUCAGAAGCAUGUUUAACCGAUUUUAAAAAAGAGAUUAUUCCAUACCUUCAAAGAUCAUUCAAUAUGGGAACUCAUGUUCAUCCAAUGGUAGCAGAUAACCUUUCAAUCUUUUUAAGAAGAUCUCCAAAAUAUUUGAAUGAAUACAUCGAGAAAUCAUUUGAUAAUGAAAAUCAUCCAGUUGGUUCAUUAUUGUUUUUAAGAGCAUUGGUAUCAGAUUUUUCAUCAGAGAACUACUUAAAAUGGAAUCAUAAUUGUCCACCCGAAAGAUUGGCUUUACUAUGUCUCUUCCAUAUGGUAUCAAACGAUGAGAGAGCAAGAUUACUCUCCAUUCAAUUAUCAAACGAUUUGGCAAUGCGUGAACCAAACUCUGAAGAACUAACAUCAUUACAUGCUCACUUUCAAACUGUGUUUAGUAAUAAUCUACCAUUGCAUAUUUAUUUACGCUCAUCCCUUUUAUAUAGUAAUUCGAUGAGUACAAAAUAUCCAUGGGUGACACCAGGUCUCUUUGAGGAAUGUGAACAUUUCUUUAAACUUUUACCAUUCAAUCAUAAACAAACAAUGUUAACUCUAUUGGCUCCAUGGACUAGAAAUUUUUGGUGGGUUUUAUCAGUUGGUGAAGGUCUCUCUAAAAAGAGUCCUUUCCAUUUGUUAGAGGCAUUAUUCAGUUUAACCAUUCAAGCAAAACAAAGUUCCCUUUCAAAUCUUUCAUCAAUUGAAGUUUUAUGGGGUGAAUUAAUUAGUUCAGGUGAUCAUUCUUUCAAUCAAAGUAGUGGUAGUGGUAGUAGUUCUACAGUUAAUCCAAUCUCAACAAUCACUCAAUAUACUAUCGAUUUCCUUAUGGAGAAAUAUCAUUAUCAAGAAAAUGAAAGAUCAAAUAAAUCAUUUGAAUACUCUUUAUCCGACUCUAAAGAUGCAUCGAAAAUGAUUAUGAGCUUUAUUUCACGUAGAUCCUCAACUCAUUGGUCAUUGGUAAUUCAACAUAUGAUAAAAUAUCUUAGAGUUUAUGAACCAUUACCUUUAUCACCUAUUGAUUUUAGUAUUGAUACCAUUAAAUUGGGUGGUAUUAAAUCAAUGCCAACUAAUCAUCAUAAUUUAGAGGAAAAAAAGAAAGAAAAUCAUCUUUUAUUAAUUUCAUUACAAGAGAAACAACAAGAGCAACAACAACAACAACAACAACUACAACAAACAACAACAACAACAACAGAACAAACUCAACAACCUACUAUCAAUCCAAUUGAUAAUGAUUAUAUUUUUGAAGAGAAAAUUCAAUUUGAUAGAUUAUCAUCAAUUCAAACUGAAGAAGCAAUUCUUGGCUUCUUUGAGGAUUUAUCAUUUGAAUUUCAAUUUCAAGAUAUCAUUACAAUACCAACAUUGAUUCCAAUGUUAUUAUCAAAUCUAUUGUUUGUUUAUGGACCAUCCAAUCAAAGUGCAAACCUUGAUACAAAGAGAACCUUAAACAAUAUUCUUUUAUCAUUGAUUAUUCAACAAACAUCAAUCUCCAAAGAUAUUAAAGCCGAUUGCACAUUAUUGAUCGAAUCCGAUUGGAGUACAUGGAAAGAGAAACAAAAGACAAUGUUAAUCAAUGUAUUACGUGUUGGUUUAGGUGAUUCUAUCCUUGACAUUUGGGAAAACAUUUCAUUGCAAUUCAGUGUUAGACCAUCACAGAUUUCAAUUUGUUUAUCGGCUUUGGAUUGGUAUGGUGGAAUUAGAGCAUCACUUUUAUCAAGAAAAGAUGGUAUGGAUGGUUUACUUGGUCUAUCAUGUGGUCUAUGGAGUGCAUCUUUAAUGGGUGAAAUGGAGAUUUCAUAUAAAAUUCUAUCUCUAUUGACAAACAUCGUCUCUAGUACCGAUGUCAGUGGUGGCGGUAGUGGUAAAUUACCAAAUCAACUAACAGAGACUUCCUAUGCAAUCAUUGUACGUUUAGCUUCAAUUUUACUACAUACAUCUUAUCUCUCUCAAUUCAAUGGUGUUAUGAUCCUUUUGUACAAAACUAUGCAAUCAUUAGAAUCAACUGCCAAUACAAACCUUCAAUCACGUAUGACCGAAGAGAUGAUCGAUAUUCUCUGUAGUGGUUUAAAGUUGGAACAAGUUGUCAAUCGUGGUAUUGGUCAUCCUCAUACUUCUAUCUUAACAUUAUGGUUCGCUAAAGAGACUACACUUUUCCUUGAAAAGAAAAAAGGUGAUCAAUCACCUUCGAUUUGUUGUGCAGUUAUUUUGGCUGCUGCUUGUAUGGUAACAAUGUCACCAGAUGAUCCAAAUACAAAAGAUUUUCUAGAGUAUCUCUUUGAAGCACCACUUUCAACACCAAUUCAAAAAAUGUUACCAACUUUAUAUCCCUACUAUCAUUAUAGUAUUGCAAAAACUCAAGGUGCAACACCGCUACCAAAGGAUUCAACCUCUCAAUUGGCAACAACAUUAUGUUGUAAAUUCAUUGAAGAAUUCCCUGAUACUCCCGAUUUAAUUAGUGGUUUAAUUUCAACUGUCAAUGAUAUCACCAAAUCAUUGGUAGAGGUUGGUGGUAAAGAAGAAGAUGCAUCUUUCCUCCUAUUCUUUAUCAAUGAAUUACUUUCAAAAUAUGCUGUUCUUCAUCAAUCCGUUUCAAAUAUUCAGUCUAUGGUACUCGUUGAAUAUACCCAACUCAUGAUUGAUCUUUCGCAACGUUCAACCUCUUCUGCCACUAGAGAUGAAGCCCAAAAAUCAAUUCCAUUCAUUCUUCAAAAUAUUCCACCAGGUCUUCAAUUGGGUGCUUUUGAUUUCCUCAAACAAUAUAACAAAAAUGGUAUUGAACCAAACUACUAUGGCACUUUUGGUUUACACACUGAUCAAGAUAUCAUUAACAAUGUUUACACUUCUCUCUAUUUAAUAAAUACCUAUCUCUAUGCAGUUCCUUCUCCUUCCAAUACUGAUUUAAAUCCAUUAAUGAAAAAAAUAAUUGAUAAAAAUUAUUCAUUUAAUCCAUCAUCGUCAUUGUCAUCAUCAAAUGGUAGCGGAAAUAAAUUGUCAAAUAGUAAUGGAAGUAAUUCAGGUAAACUACAACCUCCACACCUUUCCAAACAACAAUCCCUCUACAAACAACAAUUUCAAUCCUUCCAAUUUUCCUUUAAAAAGAAAACAGACAUUCCAAAACCAAGCCAAGUUUUACACACACCACAACCAACAAAACCACAAAUCCCCUCUGAUCCAAUCUCCCUUAAAAGAGAACAAAGCUCCUCUGUCAUCCCAAUCGUAACACCACCUUCUCCAGUAUUGGGAAGUAGUAGUGGUGGUAGUGCCUUUAAGAAACCAUUACCAAUCAUGACAAAAAACCUAAGUGAACAAAGAUUAACACCACCAACUCGUCCUUCAACUCCACCUCCAAGCGCCUCAAAUCUAUCCUCUCCACAAAAACCUUCAUUAUCCUCAAAUGGUACAACCAUUCAACCACCACAAUUACCUCCAAAAAGACAAAAACCAACUGUAUCAACUUUAAAUCUUAAUCAAUAG